Molecule: messenger RNA, 591 nt
Organism: Fraxinus pennsylvanica
Lineage: Eukaryota; Viridiplantae; Streptophyta; Magnoliopsida; Lamiales; Oleaceae
Source: the annotation of a GenBank genome assembly
AUGCUGGACUCUUUAUCAACAUGCUUGAAUUCUCAGCAUAAGAGGGCAAGAAAAUUUAUUACAAAACUGAAAUUCACUAGUUGGAAGAGAAAGAAGCCUAAAAGACUUGUUUCUGAUCUAAGCUGGUUAACUUCAUCAUUCGCAGCCAUGGAGUUGUCUAACCAAUUGAAACAAGUCUUCAAAUUCAUCGACACAAACGGGGACGGGAAACUGUCUAGUUUCGAGCUAGAAGACGUGCUGCUCAACCUCGGAAAUGACAAGAAAAUCGCCAACAAAGAAGCCGAAGGAAUGGUAAGAGAGAUGGAUAGUAAUGGAGAUGGUUUUGUUGAUUUACAAGAAUUCUUGAAUGCCAUGGAACUUGAUAAUGAUGCUAUUGGGAUUGAUAUAAUGGGAGCUUUUAGUGUAUUUGACGCUGAUAAAAAUGGAUUAAUUUCUGCUGAAGAUUUGCAGAGGGUUUUUAAAUGUCUUGGAUGUGGAAAAUGCAGUCUUAGAGACUGUCAUUCAAUGAUCAAAGGGGUAGAUAAAGAUGGCGAUGGAUUUGUAAAUUUUGAAGAUUUUAAGUUAAUGAUGAGUGCAGGAUGCAAGGUUUAG